This is a messenger RNA of Hemicordylus capensis (graceful crag lizard), 1875 nucleotides long. Its product is annotated as E3 ubiquitin-protein ligase RNF182-like. The record is from RefSeq and is a predicted model, not a curated record. NCBI's taxonomy places the organism in Eukaryota, Metazoa, Chordata, Lepidosauria, Squamata, Cordylidae. The transcript is spliced from 2 exons. Bases 247 to 1107 code for a protein of 286 amino acids.
GGUGCUGGUGCCGCCCAGGCCCCUGCGAGGUCCAAGAAGCACCUCGGCGCCCAGUUCCCUCUUUGCCUCCCGCCUCCAGCCAGAGGGCCCAGCUGCCGGUGAUGCUCCAGAGCGAGGUCUUGGCCCCGGCCUCUCCUCCUCCGCCGCCAGCACCCGCCUGCCUCGAAGCGUGUGGGGGCGGCGGGAGGGGGGCCCUUGGCCGGGGACCAGCCUGCAUCAUCCAUCCCGGCUCCAGCCUGCGUUGCCAUGGCAACGGAGAGGCGGAUUCCUGAGGCUGGCUGGGGCUGCUGCAGCAGCAGGAGGAGGCGAGCGGGCCGGCGGGCCACAGAGCCACAAGCCAUGUCCCCCACCAAGGGCAGGGCGGGGGGUUCCCAGCAGCCCCUCGGCUUCAUGGCCCACGAGGCGGAGUGCCAGAUCUGCUACGAGCCCUUCGACGCCCACAGCCGCCGGCCCAAGCUGCUCAGCUGCCAGCACCACGUCUGCGCCAGGUGCCUCUGCAGGAUGGUGGACGCCGCGGGCGAGGAGUCCUCCGGCCACCUCAGCUGCCCCUUCUGCCGCCAGGAGACGGCGGUGCCAGGCAAGGGCGGCGUGGGCCAGCUGCCGGACGACGGGCGCCUGCUGGCCCUGCUGAGCUGCCAGGAGCGGAGCUGGAGGCCAGGCGGAGGAGGGGCUGCCCCUCCGUCCCCCGAGGUCUUCCUCUGCCCCAGCAUCCUGGAGCCCUUUGGGGAGGGCCUGCACAGCUCCUCCUCCGACUGCCUGGUCAUCACCCUCCUGGAGGUGCCUGAGGACCUGGGCCCCCCGCACAGCCUGGGCCUCUGGGACGUGCUGAGGCUCCAGCGCCCCCCCAGCCUGGCCUCCCUGCCCUGCCACGGCCCCCUGGCCCCAUGCCCGCCCUGCAGCAGGUGGCAGGCCGUCCCGCGCUUCCUGCUGGGCGUGCUCUGCCUGGUCUACUUGAGCUCCCUGCCCUUCGGCAUCUACCUCCUCCUGGUGGAGCACCUCAACCUGGGCAUCAUCCUGGUGAGCCUGGUGCCCUCCACCCUCAUCAGCUGCCUCUGCUACAGCCUCUGCCAGUGUCUGUGCCACGAACUCUUUGACUUCCCUUCUUGAGCCGGGGGGGGGCACAGCUGCGGGGGGUCCUGCCUGGCGCCUCCUGCGAGCGGGGAAAGAGGCCCCCGAGCAGCGAUGGCCCCCGUGGCCCCCACCUUGGCAGCUCUGACCGUGCCUCCUGGGAGUGGCUGGGAGUGGCGUGCCUUUCUGCAGCCGAGCCACAGAGCAGGCUGCACAGCUCUCUGCAUUUGCAGCAUUUCGGCAGAGAAUGGGACAGCUCGUUCCCUGUGUGGACGAGGGAUCCAGGGCAUGAGGAGGAGGCGGUGGCGGUGGCGGCGGCUGCACUUCCGUGAGCAGGGAGAGCGGGAAACGGAUGCAUGGCAAACGACACAUUUCCUUGCACUUGAACGAGAGCAUCACUUCCCAACGCAGUGCUCCGAGAUUCAUUCAUUUCACACCAUCUCACUCCACAAGUAACCAAAUCCCGUGCACACCCAGUCAGGUGUUCUCAUGCAGGGCAGCCAAGCCACAUCAAUCCAGCCAGCAACCUGAACAAGGACUAGACUGGUCCAUGGAGGAAGAGAUGUCUGCUGGUGUCUCUGAGCCAGAAUAGCCACAUUGAGCUUCCAUGCACAGAGGCAGCCUACCUCGGAAUACCAGGUGCUGGGGACAAACAGCAGAAGCAGCCUGUUCUGGCUCAGGCCCUGCCUGUCAGCAGCCAGCUGCAGUUGGGAACAGAAUGCUGGGCCCAUUGUUGGCCCCACGCGGCAGCCAGACCCAUCUUCUCUUCUGUGCCCCUUGUGGGGAAAUAAACCCCGUCCCUGCUGA